Molecule: messenger RNA, 741 nt
Organism: Sphenostylis stenocarpa
Lineage: Eukaryota; Viridiplantae; Streptophyta; Magnoliopsida; Fabales; Fabaceae
Source: the annotation of a GenBank genome assembly
AUGGCGGGAAGGGGAAGCGAUCCGCAGAAACAACUGUUGAGCUUGAUCCGGAAUUUCGCGGCUGAGAAAUCUCAAGGAGAACGAAGAGUAGUGACUCUGAAAAAGCAAAUCGCGAAGCUCACAUUGGAACUCAGCGAGGCCUAUGCGGAGCUGGAAAAGGCCAAGCGCUGCAAAGAAAUGCUCGAACAGGAUCUCAAAGGCUUCGAAGUUCAAUUGAUGAUGAGUGAAGCUUCCAAUCAAACGCUUGAGGCAAGGGUAUCUCUAAUUCAAGACCACAUCUCUGCCAUCGGAUCUGAUGUGGAAACGCUCAAGGUACUCACUCAUUCUCACCAAGCAGCUUUGCGUGAGGAAUUCUUCCACAAUAUGCUUCUUAUGAAUAGCAAGAUAAGGAAAUUUCAAGAGAGCAUCAUUGAUGCAGUAGAUAGCACUGCUUCUAGAGAUGACUCACAAAUAAUAAUAAAAGAGAGCGAUGCUGAAGGUGCUUUAUGUGCCCUUGAAAGUACACUGUUAGAGGUAACAUCUCAAAUUGCUAAAGAAAAUGAGGAAUACCAAGCAGAACAAAACAUUUAUAAGAAUGUUCAGCAGCAAUUGAUUGAUUGUGAAAGAAAGGUGGCUGUAAUGAGCAUGAUAGUCAUGGAAACAAAAGAAUUGCAGGAUCUGACCAUAUAUCCUUACAAAUUAAUUCUAGUGUUCAAUAUGUAUAGUAUCCGUACAGGUACAUCAUCACAGCAAAACUCUUAA